Molecule: messenger RNA, 933 nt
Organism: Cladophialophora carrionii CBS 160.54
Lineage: Eukaryota; Fungi; Ascomycota; Eurotiomycetes; Chaetothyriales; Herpotrichiellaceae
Exons: 2
Coding region: 1-933 (310 amino acids)
Source: RefSeq, a predicted model, not a curated record
AUGGCAAGAAGCAUCACACUCGUUUUGUACACCGCAGCCUUGCUGGCAACAUCCGCUCACGCGCAGUUCGGCUACGGAUGGUGGGGCGGCAACAAUGAUCGCGACGGCUGCCCGCCCUGGGCGAGCGACUGUGACGACUCGGACGACAACGGCAGCAGCGACGACUCGUCCUCCAACGGCGUCACGCAGGGCGCUCUCUUUACGGACCCUGCCCAAUUCGACAAGGCAACGCGGAUCCUGAUCGCUCAUGCUGUCCUGGCAUCCGUCGUCUGGGUCAUGUUCAUCCCGUCCCUGGCCAUCCUGCUCCGCCUCAACCUGAAGAACCCGAUCGUGCUCAAGAUCCACGCCGUCGGCCAGAUCCUCAGCUAUGUCAUCUACGUGGUCGCCGCUGGGAUGGGCAUCUGGCUCGCUCAACAGCUGGACCCGUAUUCCGACGUCUGGAGCGACCCUCACCCGAAACUCGGCCUUGCCAUCCUGGCGUUGGCCUUCUUCCAACCCAUCUUCGGAGCCAUCCAUCAUUCCAUCUACAAGAAACGCGCCCAGAACGUGGACAGCGGCAAGCCCACCAAGCCGCCCGGCCGAACAGCACCAGGCCACGUCCACCUCUGGCUCGGGCGUGGUCUCAUCGCGCUUGCCAUCAUCAACGGCGGCCUAGGCAUCCGACUGGCGUCGUUCAGUCCAUUCCAGACGGAUGCGACAUCCACCAAAGUGAAGAUCGCCUAUGGCGUUAUUGCCGCGACCAUGGUCUUGCUCUACCUGUUCUUCGUGAUCGGGUUCGAGAUCAGAAGGGCGAGGAGCAGGGGCGAGGAGGAGGUGGGCGGCAGCAGGAGAGAGGAGGUCAUCAGGAACAAAGACGGCCUGCCCAGCUACGACGAGAGCGAGGAGUCGGUCGGCCGGAGCACUCGAUCUGGCCCAUCCGCCAGGACGGUCUAA